AUGAAUUCAAGUUAGAGGCAACCAAGAAGUCGCAUCUUUGAUGUUGACUCAUAAAGGCCAUCUGAUAGAUCUAAUACUCCUACAAGAGCCUUAUCACCACUUCAACCCUCUUAACAUAUUUAACCGUAAUAAUAACCACAAUAAUAAUAACCAAUCCCAACAUUUCAACCAUAAAAGUUAAAGCAUAUUCUAUACAAUGCAUAACAAAGUACUCCCAUCGUUAGUUGCCAUUACCAUCCAGACCAAUUCAUAUAAAACUUUUGCAAAAAUUCUGAUUGCUUAUUACCACUUUGUCCUAUGUGUGUUACCAUCCAUUAGGAUGAUCAUUUGGGAUAAGACUAUGCUCCCCAUUUUGAUUUACUUGGCUAUUGUCUUGGUGAGCAAUAUAAUAAAAUCGUUGACAUCUGCAAUAUGUUGGGAGAAGACAUUGAGGAUGUAGUAGAAUUAAGGAAUCUAGUUAAAAAUCAUAGAGAAGCUUAGAAAAAAAAAUUCUUAGAUGCAAAAGAACAAUUUUAUAAGGCAAUCGAUACCUUUAUGUAAAAUCUAGAAAACAAUCUCAAUUCUCAAUCAAUCAAGCAAACUGAUCAAUUACUCAAUGAAAUCAAUCAAUUUCAUAGGUUAGCCUAUGAUAGAUGGAAUAAUAUGUAAGGAAGACUAUAGAAAUUGAAUUCUGAGAAAUGCUUAAAAACACUCAUAAAAUCUUACAAAUAAAGCAGACCAGAAGAUAUCUAUUCACGAUAACAUGAAAUGACUAUAUCAUUUGUAGAUUAAGUCAAAAAUGAGUUAGAUCAAGUGGAAAUAAGACCAUCUUAAUUACAAAUCAUUCUAGAUUAAUUACAAUCCUAUAUAUUCAUAUCAAGAGAUUAAGUUAAAUAGCCCAAAUAAGUUUCACCAAUCAAACAACAAUAACAAUAAUAACCAAUCAUUAGAAGAGUUGUGCAUGAGAGACCAAGCAGUCAACAAAAUCAUCAUGCUUCUAACUCUCCCAUUCCAACUAGAGUUCUCCAAGGGUUCCCAAUACUCUAAAAGUUCAAUCCUAUAACUGCAAUUGAAACUAUGAAUAUGCCUUAGUUACCACCACUUCCUUCAGGAUUUCCUUCCUUAUUGCCAUUCCCAAACCAACAAUUCAACUUCCAACCAUAAUAUGCUUAAUCAAUGAUGUUGCCUAAUUAAUAGUUCCUCCCAUAACAACUUCAUACUAUGCCCUUGCCCUUCCAAUCAUAACAUCCUUAUCAAAAUCCCCCUUAGUUACUUAAGCAAUAAUAGUUACAACCCCCUCCUUAGCAAUUUAUAUAGCCACUCUAAUAAUAAACAGCACUUCCAGUUCAAUAAUAAAAUCAACCUCUUGCUUAAAUCAAUCUUAACCAACAGGAUAAACCAGGAGAAGUUAUUGACUUAAAAACUACCAAAAAUCCCCUCAAAAUGGCAGAAUAAUACCACAAUAAAUUGUUCAAUUCAGGCGAAUGA
Paramecium tetraurelia is the source of this 1467-nucleotide messenger RNA. RefSeq lists its product as uncharacterized. The transcript has 2 exons. NCBI's taxonomy places the organism in Eukaryota, Ciliophora, Oligohymenophorea, Peniculida, Parameciidae. The record is from RefSeq and is a predicted model, not a curated record.